CCGAUAUUAGAGAUGCGCGUUCUAUCCUUUUUUUAUUUCUGUGAGCCAUACCAAAGCAGAGUUGUUUCUGUAAGCUAGCGGGAGGAUACAUAACAAGUCACAAGCACUGUUAACUUUACUAGCAGUAGCAUGUGUUAGGUAUACCAUGUUGCUUACCCGGUUUGGAUACAGACUUAAUAGAUCGCAUUUCCCCUGCACUGUACUGACUUCAAAAUUACAUAACUAUUCCUCCAAAGAACUACGAGACAUUUUUAUCAAUUUUUUUGAAAGAAGAGAUCAUAAAUUUAUUCCUUCAUCAAAAGUUUACACACCUGAAGAUCCUUCACUUCUAUUUGUCAAUGCUGGAAUGAACCAGUUUAAACCAGUACUACUUGGAGAACAGAAGAAAAAAAGUUUGUUUACCAAUGUUAGACGUGCAGUAAAUAGUCAAAAGUGUAUUCGUGCUGGAGGAAAACACAACGAUUUAAAUGAUGUUGGCCACGAUUUAACACACCACACAUUUUUUGAAAUGCUUGGAUCCUGGUCAUUUGGUGAUUACUUUAAGGAAGAUGCAUGUAAGAUGGCCUGGUUAUUGUUAACUGAGGUGUUAAAUCUUUCACCAGAUAGGUUGUAUGUGACAUAUUUCAACGGUUGUCCGCUUAACAAUUUAAAACCAGAUUAUGACACCCGAGAAAUUUGGAAGUCAAUUGGUGUGAACCACAAUAGAAUUUUACCAUUUGGAUCCACGGAUAAUUUCUGGGAGAUGGGUGAGACUGGACCAUGUGGGCCUUGUACGGAAAUCCAUUACGACAGGAUUGGGAAUCGACAUGUACCUGAGCAAGUUAACAAAUCGCUUUCGGAUGUUGUUGAAAUUUGGAAUAUAGUUUUUAUGCAAUUUAAUAAGGUUUCUAUAAGUCAGUUGGAGCCUUUAAAUGUUUGCCAUGUUGAUUCUGGAAUGGGAUUGGAAAGGAUCACUGCCGUCAUGCAACAGAAACAGUCAAACUAUGACACAGACUUAUUUGUACCCAUUUUAUCAGCAAUUGAGGAAAUUUCCAAAGUGGGUCCUUAUAAAGGAAGAGUGGGAGAGGAAGAUACAAAUGGUAUAGAUGCAGCAUACCGAAUGAUCAGUGAUCAUAUUCGGAUGUUGACUGUUGCAAUUUCAGAUGGAAUCUAUCCUGGACCUAAGGGGCGAGAACUUAUUCUUCGGAAAGUUUUGAGAAGAGCUGUUUUAGCUGGGAUUGAAAAGCUGCAAACCCCAAGACCUUUUCUUUACACUUUGUUGCCUACUGUGGUUGAAUCGUUAGGCUGCGCUUUCCCAGAAGUUGAAUUGAAGCAGGAUGAAGUUAUGGAAGUUAUUAAAGAGUCAGAGAUGGCUUUUUACAGAACAUUGGAUCGGGGUGACUUGAUUGUCAGGAAAACUAUAAAGAACUUGGCAGGAAAUGAGUUCCCGCCAGAAGUUGCUCAUAAACUAAGAUUACAAAAUGGUUAUCCACUCAAUCGCAUGUUGCUAUUCCUCAGUCAGGAAAAGCUAAAUUUUAAUAUGAUGGCUGUAGAUUCAUUUAAAAAACAAUCAAGUGAGAAAAACUUGAACAAGAAAUCAUUUAGUUUUCUUGAUAAUGAAGAAGAUAGGUCAAGUUUAAUUCAUAGUUUCUUAAAACAGAAAUUUAAACCAACAGUUUGUGUUAAUUCUGCAAAACGAUUAGGUGAUCAUCAAUUUACCAUUGCCCCUGUUUCAGCAAAGCUUUGUGGUAUUGUAAAUGAUGAAGGUGUUAUGCAUACAGAACUCAAUCUGUUAAAGGGUAAUGUUGAAAACUUAUUUUUGCUGCUGGAUAAAACAAAUCUUAGUCAGCCAUUUCAUGGAAAAUUCUCCAAUAUUGGUACCAUAUAUUUACAUGGACGUGCUUUCCCUGUUGUUAAUGUUAUUAACUUAGAUGGUUGGUUUCUGCAUGAAAUUACAACAACGGAUUUGAAUGUUGAUUUUCUUCAGCUCUGUUCAGGUAAUUUGGUUACUGUCGAACAAAAUGAAGAAUAUGAACUUACGCUGAUUCGAACUCAUUCUGCAAAGCAAAUGCUAAAAGAUACAUGCAGAAAGAUUAUUCCGAAUCAUGCAAUUUUAAAACUUAAAGUCAGUUUGGAUCAGUUAAAUAUAGAACUGGCUGGGAAUGUGGAAGACGAAUUAAUACGUCAACUGGAAAAUCAAUUUAAAACUGAAGGUAUUGAUGACCGGCGGACUUUGGAUCAUGUUGUGGGAAAUACACCAGGUGUUAUGAAUUUUGUCAUCACAAAAUGUAGAAGACAAGGAAAAGCAAAAACAAUUUUAACUUGUGUGGUUGGGAAGAAGGCAUCUAAUGCAUUAGAUCUGUGUUCACAAAUUAAAUCUGUGGUUGAAGAUUUAAAAACUCAAUGUGAAAAUAUUGAUGAGCACACAUCCGCUGAAGUUUUAAUUAAGAAGAUAGGAGAUGCAACUUUUGCAUUAAACAAUAGUGAAAUACCAUAUCAAAGAAAAAACUCAAUGCGAGAAAUUUUGAGAAAAUUGUCGGGUAGAAUGAACACAAUGCAAAAAAAAAUUAAACGCAAAAAAGAAAGUAUACUGUAAAAUUUAUUUAAUGAUAUCUAAAGUAAUUUAGUUUAGUUGCCAACAUUACAGUUACAUACAUAUGUUUCCUUUUAUUUUGUUUGUUAAAAGGACAUCAUUUUCGUUAUAAUCAACUUUUAACAAAUUUAUGCUUUUAUUAG
Messenger RNA from Ciona intestinalis (vase tunicate), 2715 nucleotides. The record is from RefSeq and is a predicted model, not a curated record. Lineage: Eukaryota; Metazoa; Chordata; Ascidiacea; Phlebobranchia; Cionidae.